Messenger RNA from Sphaeroforma arctica JP610, 504 nucleotides. RefSeq lists its product as hypothetical. Gene Ontology annotation, cellular component: U1 snRNP; nucleus. Bases 1 to 504 code for a protein of 167 amino acids. The transcript is spliced from 6 exons. The record is from RefSeq and is a predicted model, not a curated record. Lineage: Eukaryota; Ichthyosporea; Ichthyophonida. Gene Ontology annotation, biological process: mRNA splicing, via spliceosome; spliceosomal snRNP assembly; mRNA 5'-splice site recognition. Gene Ontology annotation, molecular function: pre-mRNA 5'-splice site binding; zinc ion binding.
AUGUCCGUCGAAUCGCAAUCGGAACCUGAAGUAAAUCUCUCUGCUCCGCUUGCCCACUUUCACAGGUACUACUGCGACUAUUGUGACGCAUAUCUGACGCACGAUUCGGCGUCCGUGCGGAAAACACACAACCACGGUAGAAAACAUAAAGACAAUGUCCGUAUAUACUACCAAAACUGGGUAGAAAAGACCGGCAUGCCGCCGCCUCCCGGUGGUAUGGCGGUAGGGGCGGGGAUGGGACCUCCCAUGGGCAUGGGACCACCGAUGGGUAUGGGUCCAGGUAUGAUGCCUGGUAUGGGGCAUCCUAUGGGCAUGAAUGGCAUGGGUAUGAUGCACCCAGGCAUGGGACCGCCUAUGGGAAUGGGUCAACCAAUGAUGGGCAUGGGACCGCCCGGCCAAGGACCACCACAGUACAACAGAGGAUCGUACGAUGGGCAAAUGCAACAAAAUCAAUUCUCGCAAGGUCCACCUGGUGCUGGGCCUCCCGGUUUUAUGAUCCGUUAG